AGAAGAAUAACAUAAAGAAACACAAAAGAGUGACAGAAUGUCAACAAACAGUCCAAAACCCAAUAAAUUCUCAAUUAAAUUCAAUAAAAACCCUCUGAGUGCGAACCGAAUACCGAAGACUGGUCAAAAUGAACCAGACAGUAAAAACGUUUGCAAGGAACAAUCAACCAGCGAAGACAUCUUGACAAAGAUGGCCGUCGCAGAAAUUCUCAAAGAAACAUCUAAAGGGGCAAUCAGAGCCGAACAAGUUGGACCUUCCGGCUGGCUACCUUGUCCGCUCAUGAAGACAAACAAAAGAUUUUUGCGCAACACAAUCAAAUCGGUGAUCAGUCACAAUCGAUCCAGUGUCAACAAACCAAAGAAAUCGAACGAUGAAUUGGACGAGAUUAUUCGACGAGGACAGAAAAGAAAACCGAAAUUUGGUGAGAGAAAACACUGUUUCAGGCGACCGCGACCUACUCAUGACAGAGAUCGUGAAAGUAGUACAAGUAGUAGAUCGAAAGGAGUGAGUGGCAGUACUUAGAAGUUGGAUGAUUGGACGUCAGAUGACUGUGUAUGUGAGGCAGCUGGUAGCUAGUAGUAUACACAGUCGACUACUAAUUUCCAUUUUGUAAAUAAAUGAGUCAUCGAACAGCA
Molecule: messenger RNA, 636 nt
Organism: Bradysia coprophila
Lineage: Eukaryota; Metazoa; Arthropoda; Insecta; Diptera; Sciaridae
Source: RefSeq, a predicted model, not a curated record